Mugil cephalus (flathead mullet) is the source of this 4560-nucleotide messenger RNA. It is a transcript of the gene hoxd9a, whose product is annotated as homeobox D9a. Bases 836 to 1654 code for a protein of 272 amino acids. The transcript is spliced from 2 exons. Gene Ontology annotation, cellular component: nucleus. Gene Ontology annotation, molecular function: RNA polymerase II cis-regulatory region sequence-specific DNA binding; DNA-binding transcription factor activity, RNA polymerase II-specific. Lineage: Eukaryota; Metazoa; Chordata; Actinopteri; Mugiliformes; Mugilidae. Gene Ontology annotation, biological process: anterior/posterior pattern specification; proximal/distal pattern formation; embryonic skeletal system morphogenesis. The record is from RefSeq and is a predicted model, not a curated record.
AUCUUUGGAUGUGAAAUUCUGCUUUAUGUGAGUGUAUGUAAAGCAUGCAUACAUUUAUAUAUAUAUAGCUUAAAAAUGGGUAAAAUGCGCAGGCUAUUCCCUUUAAAUUACGCACACAGAUGAACCUCUUCAGGUCUCCUUUUAUUGACGGCACGUAUAAUCACACGCACCUCAUAAAACAUUUAUUGAUACAUUAUUGCUCUCCUUUGAAUGAAUACAGUAAUUUCACAACCGCCGUUUCCGACUCGACUUAAAAAAUUAAACCGGCCCAGAAAAUACGUUUCCUCGCCCAAUAUUUAACAAUGGAUAUGCCGCGUUGUGAACGGAAAUGGCGUCUGUUAUUUUACAGCAUGUUAUUACAUGUAUUUUACGAGGACCCUGUAAAGUCUAUAAACCCCUUUUACUGGCAUUGAGGGUAUCAAGACGAUAUUAAGAGUUUUCUCAAGCCUUAAGAUACAAGAAAUCCGAGUUGGUGGACUGUGUGUGGAAAAAAAGUGUCUUAUUCCUUCCAUGGUGCUGCAUGUUUUGUUGCAAUUCGUCCCGCAGCCACACGCUCAUGAGAAACAAGAAAGAAAAAAAAGAAAAAAAAAUUAUAUGUGCGAUUGUUUUUUCCCUCCAGUCACAUCAGAUGGGGCUUUUUAUUAUUUGUGAAAUGAAAAGCUAAAUUAAACCUGACGAAAAAAAAGACUGAGAGCAAGGGCAGGAUUGAUUUACUCGCUGUAUUGGUAAAUAUGACCACGUGAUCCAUGUAACCAAUCCCAGUAGAUGCAGGCCAGCAAAAAUACUAUGAUUGUUCAUCGAGGGAAGCUUCCCGUAACAGUGCAACCCUUAUUAUAUGAGUAGGAAGAGAUCAAAAAUGUCUUCCAGUGGCACUCUCAGUAACUGCUAUGUGGACGCUGUAAUGGGGCAGGAGCCGGAGGAUGUGUACGGCGCUCGCUUUAUUCAGGCUCCACACGCGAUGACCCCGAGGCCGUCAGGUGCUGGGGACAACGCAGACUUCUCCUCGUGUAAUUUUGCACCAAAGUCCGCCGUUUUCCCGUCGUCCUGGUCCUCGGUUCAUCCUCAGGGGAUAUAUCACCCGUACGUCCACCACCACCACCACCACCAGUCCCAUCUGCCCGCCUCGGACGGCAGAUAUGUCGGCGUCCGAUCCUGGAUGGACCCAAUCUCGAACCACGUUUCGUUCGCCGGAUUCCACUCCAGCAGUCGGCCGUACGGGACAAAGCCAGAUGUACUGCCAGCGAAGGCUGCGGAGUGCGACACGUUGGAGGCAGAGACUCGGCCGCUCGCCGGCGAAUUCGCCUGUGGAGUAUCGGAGUGUCCAGAAAAAGCGACCAAGGAGCACAGUGGAAGUGAGCUUUCGAGCCACAGCGAGCCCAAAGAGGAGAAACAACAACAACUUGACCCAAACAACCCUGCAGCAAACUGGAUUCAUGCGCGCUCGACGAGAAAGAAGAGAUGUCCUUACACCAAAUAUCAGACUUUAGAGCUGGAGAAGGAGUUCCUCUACAACAUGUAUUUGACAAGGGACCGGCGCUAUGAGGUGGCCCGCAUACUCAGUUUAACCGAGAGACAAGUGAAGAUCUGGUUCCAGAACAGGAGGAUGAAAAUGAAGAAGAUGAACAGAGAGAGGGGCGGAAAGGAUCACCUAUAAGUCCACCGCUGCCUGGUGCCAUAUCACACAUUUUCACAAAAGGAAGCCAUCUCUGAACAAUUAACUUUAUUUUAGUAGGAGCCUCCGUAGCCAUCUUAUUUUUUAGGAAUCUUUUAAGCAUCACGACAUUAUGGCCAAAAAAAUGACAGUAAAUGUUUUAAGUCAUCUAUUUUUUUUUUUUUCGUUUACAAAGCCACAAAAACAAACUGGGAAACGUGCCUAAAGCUUAUGUGUAUUGCUUUUAUAGUUUAUAUUAAGAAUUUGGAGUUGUAUAUAAAACGUGUUCACAGCAAUUACUUUUGACUGCUGUCUAUGCCAGCACACACUGUUUUAGUAAAACGUGAAUGGACCUGUUUUACUGACUUUUACUUGUUAAGAGAUGUUUUAAUACGCGUAUUAAGGUUCCUCAUUGAAAGUGAGACGGUGCAUUACUUGGGAAGAAUCCAAUCCUCUAUUUUUUUUUUUUUUUCAUAGAGAACAGUAAAUACUUAAAGAUUUUUUUUUCAAGUUAACAUACUAGGCGCGUAAGUAAUUCGGGUUUUAUAAAUAAUAAUAAUAAAAAAAAUCCCAUUUGACCAUUUACACGCAGAUACCGCCCUAGGUGGUGGCGCACGGCAUUAUUAUGAUAGAGAAUUUAACCCAAAGGUAAGCUGAAUUUUCUCAUUAGCAACCACCUAAAACUAAUCUUCAGAUGUUAGAUGAAUUAAAAACGCUCUUAAAUCCCACAUUAAGACGCUUGCUGCGAGUUAAAUUCCACUCUCCUGAACAGCACAUUUUAAAUGUAGAAUUACAAGUAAUAAAGUGUUUACGAUUGGGAGAGGAGGUGUUGCGGCGGAUUUCCAAUUUAUUGUCCAACUUGUACUAACAAUUACUUUAAAGCAGGAAGAAACGCGGUCCAAUAAAGCUAUAGAAAUGGCUAGACGUCUGGCCUAAAUUAGUUUAUGGGCCUGGCCAGUAAUUACGCUCCCCUUUGAAAAGCCCUUUUCUUGGGCGCUUGCGUCUGUUGCUGACAAACAGAAUGUAGACACUUUUCCACAGGGUGUCUGGUCGAUGAAUUGUUUUAGAGGAAAUCACCCCCACCUUAAUGGUCACGUUUAUUCAUCAACUGCACUUCCCACCGGUGGGAACAAAAAAAAAAAAAAAAACUUAACUUUGACUGGUGAGAGAUGCACUCUUACCUCCUGUCUUUUUAUUUUGAAGUGAAAUGCUGAACCGGAACUUAAUUUGUCCUACUUUUACAUCUGGAUAUGUAAUGAAAUAUUCUAUAAGAUUUUUGUUGUUGUUCUUAAAUUAAUUUUUUUUAAAAUUUCAAUUAAAUGAUGCACCUCUGAUACAGUGUGUUUACAUUGACCAGAAUAGUCUUUGAAGAGUGCUGCGGGCGCUAGAGGGCGAUGUUGUCCUUUAAGUGUCAGUCGCAGCCGGUUGGAACAUGCAGACAACACAUGGACCAUACCAUUCUCCAUCUGUGAUUUAUGUGAUAAAUGUGUGGCGUCGUGAUAAACGCGUCUGUUAAAGGAGCACGUUCCCUUUUAACUGCUGCAAACUUUGAAAGUCCCUGUUUAUGUUUUUAAUAUCGCUGUAUACCGAAAUCUCGUGACACCUUCCAAGCCCCAUAUAUUUCGAGGCACACUGGCACAGAAAAGCAGCCAAGUUUAGAGAAAAGGCUCACUGCAGUGGGCCCAGCCACUCUUUAACACUACGAAAAGCAAGAAUAUUAAAGAAAAAAAUCCUCAAAGAGACUCAUCUGAACUUCAUCGAAUGGAUUUUGAUAUUUUUAAUGCACAACUAAGUAGCGCUUUGCUGCGUCCUUGUGUAGUGAUAUAAUAAAAGUGCCAACGUCUUACUUCAUGUGGCUUGCCUGCGUGCGCGGCCUUAUUUAUUCCACUCAGUGGAAUCUGCCACAGUGAACAGAUUUAAACGACGUGUUGUUGUUGUUGUUUUAAACCGUCUUAACGCAAACCAUACAGAGGAGUGUAGUUAUUUUUUGCAUUUUUUUCUCCUUCUGGAUGAUGCAACCUCCUAAAAAAAAAUCUAUACUAUUCACACAAACGCUGCUUCUAGUCUUUGGUAACAUAUGAAAAACAAAUACAUUAAAUAUAACAUUUAAAAUGAAACACGGGGGACGUUAUUAUGCCCCCAAACACAAUUUUUGGUCUCUGUAGAAUCGGGUUACAGGAUCAGAAACCCACUAACCAUCAGCAAAGGUAUGGUAAUACACUUAUACGGUUACUAUCUUGAUAGGAUCUAAACAGGUUUUGACACAUCAGAUGAUAUCUCUGUGCUUUUCUUUUUUUUUUCUUUUUUUCUUUCUUUUUUUUUUCUGUUGGGUCAGUCUGUAGGGGGAAGGAUAAUUGUACUGUGAGAGAUGCAGAGCUGUGUGCUGUUUUGUGUCCUGUGGAGACAGAGCGAACGUUACUUCAGUCAUCACCACUGUAAGUGAUAGCUGUCAUGUGGGUAGCAGUUGUUUAGAGUAUUCCAACGCCGACAUGUAACAAUGGUUUAUUAUAUUGGACAUAUUAAAUUGAUUAUUUGCCUCUUGAUGUUACGACAUGCCACCGGACUGAUCGUUCUAAACAGUGUGUCACGAUUUAAAACGUGACUCCAAGGCGACGAAGGCCAUCUUCUUUUACGCGCGCAAUUACGCACCGUUUACGCGCGGCUUUAAUUCGACAACGAGAAUAUUUAUUAGUUUCAUAGACCACGAGCCAAGGCGGACAAACAAGAGGGGCACAAUUGGAGGGAAUUUCUUUAAAUUUCUGUGCGGUCACCCCCUCAUUUCGCCGCCACUGGUCGUCAUGUGCCUCUUUACUUAUGAGUGAGCAGGGUCAGCUAUUUCAGUCUCAGUCAUGUCACGCACGUAAAUGCUCCGUUGAUCAAUUUCCACACACUUCGUCCUGCCUUUUUUU